Messenger RNA from Podarcis muralis (Common wall lizard), 6402 nucleotides. Its product is annotated as suppressor of tumorigenicity 14 protein homolog. The record is from RefSeq and is a predicted model, not a curated record. Lineage: Eukaryota; Metazoa; Chordata; Lepidosauria; Squamata; Lacertidae. Gene Ontology annotation, biological process: proteolysis. Gene Ontology annotation, molecular function: protein binding; serine-type endopeptidase activity.
UAUCAGUACAAAUGGCAGAUUCAGAAGAAAAGUGGGAAAGAAUUGCAAGGAAACUCAAUAGGUCAGCAAAAUCAAAGAGGAAAGCCAAAAGAAACAAGUCUCUCUGGAAUUUUCAAAAUAAAAUCAUCCUGUUUACAGUGGUCCUCUUCAUUGUAGGUGUUAUAACUUGGACAUUGUUGUGGCUCUUUAUUGUUCAGGCAGAAAACAAAGAUGCACUGUAUUUUGUUGGAUUAUUUCGUGUUGCCAACAUUGAGUUUCUCCCAGAGUAUCGGCAGAAGGAAUCCAGGGAGUUUCUCUCUGUUGCACAGAAUGUGCAGCAAGUGAUGAACUUGGUAUAUACCAAAUCUGCUUUCUCCAAAUUCUAUAAGCAAUCCAUUGUCUCAGAUGUCAGUAACAACAACAAUGGGGGUCUUCUUGUCCAUUUCUGGAUUGUGUUUGUGGUGCCACAAGCUAAAGGGCAAGUGUUUUGUGAAGAUUGUGUAGCUGCUAUUUUAAAGGACUCAAUUCAGACAAGCAUCAUCAAUCGAACCUCAGUAGGGAGUCUUCAAGGCCUUGCUGUCGAUAUGGACUCCAUUGUGCUUAGCGUUGGGCUUCGAUCAGAUUACUCUUCAACAACAGGAACAGGUUCAAGUUGCAUAUAUGAUCUGCAUGCAGACCGGCUGCACCAGCACUUUCCAUUGGACAUUUCAACAGCAUCUGGAAGGAUGAUCUGCUAUUUCAAACUGAUUGCAUUGGUCGGCUACUUAAUCCGCCUCUCCGUAGCAUCCAUUCAGAUUGAAGCAGACAAUUGCAUCACUGAUUCGUUGACCAUUUAUGACUCCCUGAUGCCAAUCAAAAGUAAGAUACUGUAUCGAAUUUGUGAACCAACCAAUUCAUUCCUGUCUUUCGUUUCUACAAAUAAUUUGAUGCUGGUUACUCUGAAGUCCACGCAAGUGAAGAAAGUGAAGGAAUUUCAUGGGUACUUUGAGGUCAUCCCACAAGAAAAAUGCGGCAAAGCUAUACUGGCAUUGGGAAGUCCUCGGUUUGAAGGGAGAAUCAUGAGUCCUUAUUACCCAAGUUACUACCCUCCAAAAUGCAUUUGCACAUGGAGUUUCCAGACUCCCCUAAAAAAUCUUGGCAUAGCGCUGAAAUUUCAUAAUUAUACUAUCAGUGAAAAAAGCAUUAAAGGCUGUGAGCAUGGAUGGUGGAAAAUUAAUGAACACAUGUAUUGCGGUUAUUACAUUGAUCAUCAAACAAUAUUCCGAGUUGCAAGCUUUGCAGUUAACGUUGAGUUUCAAUGUAGUUCCAAAAUUUCAGAGCAGCCAUUGCUUGUAGAAUAUGGAAGCUACAAUAUCAGCCAACCUUGUCCACUUGGAUCUUUUGAAUGCCACACAGGUUUAUGUGUUCAACAAACUCGGCGCUGUGAUGGGAUCAAUGACUGCUUUGAUGAAAGCGAUGAGCUCUUUUGUGGUGUUCCCAAACAAAACUGUAACACCAGUUUCCUAACACAGCACCAUUCCCUUUUCUGUGAUGGAAUCAAUGACUGUGAAGAUGGUGAAGACGAACAACACUGCACUGAAAGCAUUCCGUGUACCAACAAUACAUUUAAGUGCAGCAAUAAUAUUUGCUUCAGGAAGCAGAAUGCAAGAUGUGACGGGAUUGUAGACUGCGUCGAUCGAAGUGACGAAAACAAUUGCAGCUGUGGCAGCACUAAAUACCGCAACAUGCCCCACAGGAUUGUGGGGGGGCUGGAUGCCCAUGAAGGUGAAUGGCCAUGGCAAGUCAGCCUCCAUUUUGCUGGAGUUGCUUACUGUGGAGCCUCUGUGAUAUCAAAGGAGUGGCUUCUCUCUGCUGCCCAUUGCUUUCAAGGGAACAGGUUAUCUGAUCCUAGAAUCUGGACAGCUCAUUUGGGAAUGCGCACUCAAGGAAAAGCCAAAUUUGUCUCUACUGUGAGAAGGAUUAUUGUGCACGAGUACUACAACAGCAGGAAUUAUGACUAUGACAUUGCCCUGCUCCAAUUAAGCACACCGUGGCUGGACACAAUGAGGUGGCUAAUUCAGCCAAUCUGCCUGCCUCCCAUCACACAUAGAGUUCACACUGGGGAGAAGUGCUGGGUAACAGGAUGGGGGCAAAAGCAAGAAACAGAUGAUGAAACCUCGGCAGUUUUGCAAAAAGCAGAGGUAGAGAUUGUUGAUCAAACACUGUGUCAUUCAACGUAUGGGCUUAUUACAGCCCGCAUGCUGUGUGCUGGGAUGCUGUCUGGGAAAAGGGAUAGCUGCAAAGGAGAUUCUGGAGGACCCCUAUCAUGUCGAAGCAAAAGUGAUGGAAAGUGGUUCUUGAUGGGAAUCGUUAGCUGGGGCUAUGGCUGUGGAAGACCCAAUUUCCCCGGAGUAUACACAAGGGUGUCAAAUUUUGCUACAUGGAUACACAAAUAUGUGCCUUCAAACGGCAGAACAAACCAGGGAAGCAUCAUCAUGAGGUCUUUCCCAUCCAGACGCCUCUCUGUUAUAUACAGCAUACCUACUCCUUGCGACUCACACUUUCUCUCUGGACUGGGUCUGCCUUUUCACCACAGCCAGGCUUCACAAGAAGAUAUUGCAAGUCGAAAGCAUUCUUUUGGCCAAAAAGUGCCUUUUCGUUUCUGGAAAAGAUGUCUUUUACAAACGUUACCUGUGAUUUCCUUGACUGUCACUGUGAUUCUGCUGGUGCUGUACUAUACGUUAUCUCCUGCAUUCUCUUUCAUCUACAUUGGUGGAAGCCUAGAAAUUCCUAACCUGACCUACACAAGUGACCUAAUGCACCCCAAAUCACAUACAUUUAUAUUGCAAGCUGAAGCUGUCCAGAAUUGUUUUCCAGAAUUGUAUGGAUCUUCUGCCUUAGGGAAUUAUUACUUGACAUCUGUUAUUACUGCUUUUAGUGAAGGAAAGAGUGGCCUUCGAGCUUAUUACUGGAGUACAUUUUGGGCCCCACAAGAUAUGGUUCUUUCUAUUCAAAAUCUGUCUUCGACGAAGCAAAAGCAAAUACUCAGUAAACGGGCACCUGCAACUGAAAACAGCACGGCUGAAGUAUAUUCUUUGGAGGAGGAUUUUGAUGUUAUUACCAUGGAACUCUUUGUUUCAGAUUCUAUGGACUAUGAUGUGACAUGGAAAGCAGUGGCCUUUGACCUCUAUGCAAAGCCUGGUAAUAAUAGGACCUUAACACUGAUGAAUCCUAAGAGACCUUUUUAUCAGUGGAGGCUGCGAGUUCCGUCGGACCACGUUGUGAGACUGGUGGUUGUUCCCUUGCAUAGCGUGACUCCUGGGAGCUGUGCAUCUCACAGGCUAUCCGCAUAUGACUUCCUUCUCCCUCUGCAAAAUAAGAUCAUUACAAGAUGGUGUGGGUCGUCCGGGGCCUGGACAUCCCCAGUUAUACGUUUAACUUCAUCAAGUAAUGUCAUGUUGGUCACAUUCUCAUUGGACCGAAGAAAAGAGAGCAAUAUAUUGAAUGCAUAUUUUCAAGCAGUUCCUAAAAUUGUAUGUGGCGGUCGAUACAUCUCUUGGAAUGGGACUGUAAUUUCUCCAUACUACCCAAGUUACUAUCCACCGAAUAUUGACUGCCACUGGAUUAUUAGAGCACCACUGCCUGGCUAUAGAUUGCUGCUAAAAAUUCUUGUAAUACAAGUUCAGGAACCAUCCCUUGGAUCCAAUAGAUGUGAUAAAGAUUGGUUGGAAAUUGAUGGAAUUAGAUAUUGUAAACCUAUUGGGGAAGGCAGCAGGGUCAAGGAAUAUGGCUAUUCAGUGGCCAUCCAUUUCCAUUCAGAUGAACUGGUCACACACAGGGGUUUUUAUAUUGAAUUCAGAGCUUUCAGCCACGCAGACCCUUGUCCUAGGCAAUUUAAAUGUUCCGACAAAACAUGUGUCUCUUUAAACAGUAGAUGUGAUGGGUGGAAAGACUGCGCCGAUGGAAGUGAUGAGGUAAACUGUGGUUGCAAUCCCGUGAAGUCUAAUUGUGGUAAUGGGAAGUGUAAACACCAUUCCAGGCCUUGCAAAGGAGAUGGCAGCUGUGAAAGUGAGAGUGAUGAGGAGGAAGACAAUUGCGCCUAUAGAAGCUGCUCACAGCAUGCAUAUAAAUGUCUAAAUGGAAAGUGUCCAAUAAAGCAAAACCCAGAGUGUGAUGGAAUAAGAGACUGUGCAGAUGGAUCUGAUGAAAUGAACUGUGCAUGUGGAAGGAGUCAGGUAAAAAGACCCAGAAUUGUUGGUGGUGAAGAUGCAAAGUAUGGAAAGUGGCCUUGGCAAGCCAGCUUGCAGCUAAAAACAUAUGGCCAUAUAUGUGGUGCAUCUAUUAUUUCAAAUAGUUGGCUGGUAUCUGCUGCCCAUUGCUUUCAGGACUCUGAUUCGAUAAGAUACUCUAUAGCAUCUGGCUGGACAGCAUAUAUGGGUAUAAAGGUCAUUAACAGAAACAAUGAUAAUCAUGUAGCGAUGAGAUCGAUCAAAAGGAUCAUUGUUCACCCACAUUAUGACCAAUAUAUCUCAGACUAUGACAUUGCCCUGUUGGAAAUGGAGUCACCAGUAUUCUUCAAUGAGCUGGUACAGCCCAUAUGUUUACCAAGCAGUCGUAGACUAUUAAUUUAUGGAACUGUCUGCUAUGUAACUGGCUGGGGAGCCGUAAAAGAAAAUAGUGAACUUGCAAAAACACUGCAAGAAGCGAAGGUGAAAAUAAUUGAUCAGAGUGUUUGCAACAAGCUUUAUGACGAUCUGAUUACUUCUCGGAUGCUGUGUGCUGGGAACCUUAAUGGUGGCAUUGAUGCAUGUCAGGGUGACUCUGGAGGUCCAUUAGCCUGUUUAGGAAGAGGGAACAGAUGGUACCUUACAGGCAUUGUCAGCUGGGGUGAAGGAUGUGCUCGACGGAAUCGCCCUGGCGUUUACACUAAGAUCACAACACUUUAUGACUGGAUUCGUCAAUACACAAAAUGACAGAUGAGUUCUGGAGAAAGCCAAAAGUAUGCGCACAUUCUUACUGAUGAACCAAACAGGAUUUAUACUAUGAUAAAGGAGAAACAUUACAGAUAUAUUUUGUAUGGGCAUAUGGAAUAUAUAUAAAAUUUAAGCAGGCAAAAAUCAGUGAAUGUUUCCCACUGCAAAGAGCAAUAUGAACACAACCACAAGGUUUAUUUCACUGUCUUUGUUGAUUUUCUCGGUGUUCCAUCAACAGGGAUGGGUAAAUGGAGUAGCACAUUUGAUCAGUAUCUGCCUGCAAGUAUUUUGAUGCAGCUUCUGCUUUGCAUUAGCUUUGAUCUUGCUUUUGAUGAUUUGCUGUUAAUAGGCAUGCAGGCUUUCUUCUUCCCUGACAACAAAAAUUGUCCAUUUCUGAGAUGUAUGAAGACCUUUGGAAGAUACCAAAUAUGCUGAAAAUAAAGGAUGCUUUAAUUUUUGGGAUGGGAAUUAGAGACUGAUGAAGCUUCAAUUUCCCUUCUCUGUCAGUUUCCAGAAGGUGGUUGUGUCGGUUGGCUGCAGCAAAAACAUCAAAAACUCUUGCAGCAUUAUAAAGGCUAACAAGUAUAAAGUUUCACAGACAAUAUCCCACUUCAUCAGAUAUUUGAAGUGUUAUCCUGAGUUACAAGUCUAUACAUACUAAUUGUUGGAAGAAGAAGGGGAUUAUAAACAGGGAGGCCAAAGGUAAAUGAAAUGCAGAAUGCAGUGAUGAGUUAUUUUAAUAAGUUACCACUGUCUGUUCUUCCUACAUUUCAUUUUCUUCUGAAGCCACGGUGGAUUUACACCUGUUACCUAGGCUAACAUUUUGAUACAGUGAAGAAGUGGGCUGUUAGCCUACAAACGCUUAUGCCAUAGUAAAAUGGUUGGUCUUCAAGGUGCCACAAGAUUCUUCAUUCUUUCAGAAUUCCUGGUAUUAUUUUGCUCUUCUCAGUGGACUUUUUAACCAUCUAUUCACCCACCCAUCAUCACCUCCUGGUAAUAUGAGUGUUAGGCUAGAUAAGGAAUUGUAUAGGACCUUUAGCUAACUGUGUAACAAGUUAAGCCAAAGAGAUUGUUCCAUCAGUUUGAGUGAAAAGUCUGUUCAGCAUCCUUGUUUUGUCAAGUUCCUUAUGUACAAUCAAACUAUGUCCUUCCUGCUAGCAUUUAGAAUCACUUUCAUUUCACUGAGACUAUUCACAUGACACCUUGUAUUUAAGUUCCCUCUUUCUAAUUUUGUUUGUAAAGCACAGCUUCUGGCCUGGCAAAUGUAAUCUAAAUCACCAGUAGCUCUUAGAAUGCCAGUGUGAUAUGUUCCAUGAUUUGAAGGCAUAGGAGGCAGCAAGCUUGUUGAAGAUAAGUAGGUCUGAAUGUGGUCAGUUCCUGGAGAGGAAACGACCUGGGAGCCUUAUACACAAAAGCAAGGGAGGUUGAGAAGCAAAGCAAGAGAAAAUAAAAGCAAAAGGACUUCACCAGA